Molecule: messenger RNA, 4846 nt
Organism: Chelmon rostratus (copperband butterflyfish)
Lineage: Eukaryota; Metazoa; Chordata; Actinopteri; Chaetodontiformes; Chaetodontidae
Gene: znf827
Product: zinc finger protein 827
Exons: 14
Coding region: 91-4641 (1516 amino acids)
Biological process (GO): regulation of gene expression
Cellular component (GO): nucleus
Source: RefSeq, a predicted model, not a curated record
CCAUCACUGGCGCCUCCAGUCUCAAUGGGAAAAACCUUUUUUCUUCUUAUCCCCAAACAAGGACGAGAAUGUGAUUAAAAACGGGGGAAAAUGCCAAGGAGGAAGCAGGAGCAACCCAAGCGCCUGCCUUCGCAUGUGGACAGCAACGAGGAAGGAGGGCCUGAUGACGGUCCUGUGGAGGAGGAAGGCUGGUUUGGGAAUGCUUCUGACACACGCUCAGAGUCGUCGUCCUAUGGAGACACCCAGGAUGAGCUCCUCCUGCCCAGGGGCUCCUCUCCUGAUGAACGGCCUGGAGUCAGCACCGGGUCCGGGGACCCCGACACCUGCGGAGGUGAGAGCUCGUUGGGUUGCCCUACGCCCGUCCAUCGUGCCUCUUUGGAACUUCUUGGACUGGAUGGAGGUGCAUUCUCGGCCCAGGACACACUCUCCUCCGUGGUGUCGUCGCUGUAUGGUGAGGCAGCAUCUCGUGCCCUGGGAAAACCCCUCAGCAGCAACCUACGGCGCCUCCUAGAGGCUGGGUCGCUGAAACUUGACACUGGGGAACUCCUGGGUCGGUCAUCCAGGGGAGGUGCCGGCGGGGAAUCUCCUCCAAUAGGUCUAGCCCCACCUUUGACCCUCUCCCCGUCUUCACACCAUGCCCAACAGUUAAGUGCUCUUGCCCGCAAACUGGCCAAUAACAACAACAGCGGCUCAGCCUCACCAGCCUCCUUGGCACCCUCAGUCACCAACAUUAAGCAAGAGCCCCUUGACCCCUUUAACUCUGUCACCCCCAGCAACGGCAGUGGCUUUGUAUGGGCAGGUGUCGCAGAUAAAUGGCCACCGGCCAGCUGCUCCACGCCCUGCGGCUCCAGCCUGUCCCCGGACUCUGCAAUCCAGAAGUUAAAAGCAGCAGCAAAUGCCGUACUUCAAGACAAGAAUGCCGUGGCCUCCUCCUCAACAACUUCUUCCUCCUCCUCCACCUCUGCCUCAUCUGCAGUGCCCGCCCUGGGAGGGGGUGGUCGAGGAGACGACGUGGUGCGCUUCGAUGCCUUCAACUCUCCGUUCAGCCCACAGUCGGCUAGCUCCACCCUCGCUGCGCUUUCCAAGAAAGUCAGCGAGCGGAGCCAAGCCUCGUCAACAGCCAGCGCUGCUCCUGACCACCAAGCCUCAGCCAGUUCCUUUCUCUCGCUCGUGUCAAUGACCUCCUCUGCUGCCUUGCUCAAAGAGGUGGCGGCCAGGGCAGCAGGAAACCUGCUGGCAGAGAAGAAGGACGGUUCCUCCUUGGCGACUGCUGGGGUCCUCCAAGAGGAUGUGAAGCCCCUGCUGGACAAAAACCAGAAGGCUCCCACGCCCUCCACACCCACCCAGGGCCUAGAGUUGCUGUUGCCCUCUACUCCAAAGGGCAGAGGCAAACCCAACAGCCAAGCAGGCUCUCCCGAGGAUGGGGGCAAACCAUUCCAGUGUCCUGUGUGUGGACUGGUCAUCAAACGCAAGAGCUACUGGAAGAGACACAUGGUCAUCCACACGGGCUUGAAAAGCCACCAGUGUCCCUUGUGUCCCUUCCGCUGUGCUCGCAAAGACAAUCUCAAGUCCCACAUGAAGGUACAUCAGCACCAGGACCGGGGUGAGACGUUUCAGUGCGAACUUUGCCCCUUCACCUCCUCCCGUCACUUCAGCCUGAAGCUUCACAUGCGCUGCCACCAGCACUUCCCCCGCACAGACGUCAAAGUGAAAGAGGAGCUCACCACCGACACGGAGGGCGAGGGCUCCCUGAUGGGUGACAGCGGCUCCGCGGACCUGAGGGGGACGGAGGCGUCCCCGCUGCAUUCAGACACUCAGCAGCAGACGUCGCCUCCGGUCGAGGCCUCCUCCAAUCACGUCCACAUCAAGGAGGAGCCGCAGGAGAGAGAUCUGUCUGUGCUCUCCCCCUUUAGCAUGUGCAGGGACCGUCCCAGCAGCAGUGCCAACUCCCUGGACCUACCUGGAGUCGGGGUCGGAGUCGGGGUCAGAUCCAGUCCUAGUGGUCCAACCACGGCCUCCCUCUUCAGCCCUGACAUCAGCACCAAGACAGCCACUGACCUGCUUAUGAAGCUUUCAGCGGCCAACCAGAGGGAGACGCUCAAGUCUCCGUUCCACCUGAAGGAAGAGCCCAAAGUGGAGGAAGCGUUGAGCCCUAGACCAUCCUCCCAGUCCCAGAGCCAGGUCCAGCCGAGCUUCCCUGCGACUUUCUGCCAGGACGGGCCAGCGGGGGCUGCGGCAGCCGCAGAGCGCCCAGGGCCACUGAAACCAAGGGAAGGGAGCCCCAUGGCGAAGAACAGCUUGCUGAGCCAGGACAUCAGCGUUAAGGUGGCGUCUGAGCUGCUGAUUAAGCUCUCAGAGAACAACAAAGACGCCCAGUACCAGAAGGUGAAAGUUAAGGCAGAGCCCAUGGAGGUGGACCCGCCCCCCGCAGAACUCACCCCACCUGCCUCUCACCUGCUGGCCUUCAGCACUUUAGGGGCAAGUGAGAAGAGUGAGCCGAUGAGCAACCUCCCCGAGACGUUGGCCCGCCCCCAGAAAGACCUCUUCUCCCAGGACAUAUCGGUCAAAAUGGCCUCGGAACUACUGUUCAAAUUGUCAGAAAAAGUCAGCAAAUCCAACAACCACAAAGACAGUAACAUGGUGGGAAUAAACAGUCCGUUCCUGGACGAGUGCUUCAGACAAUCACCCUUUAACUCGGGCUCCAAGAGCUCAUCCCCAGCAGAGGCCAGCUCUUCUACCAGAGCGGCGUUUCAUGACUCGGAAAAGGAUGAUGGGGAGCCGGGAAACGGGAUUGCCCAGUGGAGACUAAAUGAACAGCUCUUCCCCUGUCCGGUCUGUGGCAAGGUGUUCGGCCGACAGCAGACUCUUUCCAGACAUCUGUCUCUGCACACGGAAGAGAGGAAGUACAAGUGUCACCUGUGUCCUUACGCGGCCAAGUGCAGGGCUAACCUCAAUCAGCACCUGACCAUCCACUCUGUCAAGCUGGUCAACACAGACGCCGAGCAGAUCGUCAGCGCUGUUACAGCCGACUCUGCCGAGCGCAAGAACUGCCCCUACUACUACAGCUGCCAUGUGUGUGAUUUCCAGACGGAGCUGAACGCCCAGUUUGUCAGCCACAUGUCGCUCCAUGUGGACAAGGAGCAGUGGAUGUUCUCGCUCUGCUGCAGCGUCUGCGACUACGUCUGCAUGGAGGAGAACGACAUGAAGAACCACAUUAGUACUGGACAUGCAGGUCUGAACUCAAGGAGUCCCCUCAGCGAGACCAAGAGCACCUCCUCGUCGCUCUCGGCCCUCAGCGAUUCACUCAACAGCUCGGAGGGCGGAGACCUCACCCACGGUAACGAAGAACUCAGGGGCCUGCUCGCCCCGCCCUCCUCCGCAGGCAGCCAGUCCAGCUCUGGAAGCCACUCGGGAUCAGGAACUGAGGACAAGUCUGACAAAGGCUUCGAGUGUGUCUUCUGCAAUUUUGUGUGCAAGACGCGUAGCAUGUAUGAGCGGCACCUGCAGAUCCACCUCAUCACGCGAAUGUUCGAGUGCGACGUCUGCCACAAGUUCCUCAAGACGCCCGAGCAGCUUCUGGAGCACAAGAAGUGCCACACCGUCCCCUCCGGAGGGCUCAAGUGCCCUUUCUGCAUCUACUCCACCAAUCGUCCAGCGGCCAUGGAGUGCCACCUAAAGACGCACUGUAAGAUGGAGUACCGCUGCCGCAUCUGUCAGGGACUGUGGCCCGACCAGACCUCACUGGAGGCCCACAUGCGCGGGCACCGCCUGGGCAACCACUACAAGUGUGAGCAGUGUGGCUACUUGUCCAAGACGGCCAAUAAGCUGAUCGAGCAUGUGCGUGUGCACACGGGCGAGCGGCCCUUCCACUGCGACCGCUGCUCUUAUAGCUGCAAGCGCAAGGACAACCUCAACCUGCACAAGAAGCUGAAGCACGCGCCGCGCCAGACUUUCGGCUGCCAAGAGUGCCCUUUCACCACCACACACCCCUUCGUCUUCAGCCGCCACCUAAAGAAACACCAGAGCGGAGGAGCGGGGGGCCUGGGCGGAGGCCUGGGAGGAGAAGAAGAGGAGGACGAUGAGGAGGCAGGAGAAGAGGAGCUGCCACUCCAGGGAACAUCUCCCGGGGGCUCGUUGUCGCGGAAGAGCCAGGAGAACUUGCUGUUCGGCGGAGGAGGGGGGAGCAGCGGAGGGAGCGGGAGCAACAGCCCUCUCAUGAGUCUAACGGCGUCCCAGGCGCUGCAGUCCGUGGCCCUGUCGCUCACGCUGGGCAAGUCCCGCCAGCCGGACGCCGCCGGCCCUCUGCACUGCCUGGUCAGCGCCAACGGCAACAGCGCCACCAGAAGCCCCGGCGGCCCGAGCGGCGGCGCCCCCUCCCUCUUCCUCCCCUCCUCCCGCCACGUGCUCGAGCAGUACAGGAACUGCGACCGGGCGCACCUGAUCCCCCUCACCACCCUGUUCACCCACAACAGCCGCUUCACAUUCCACUCGCACCUCCACUCCAGAUGGCGGCCCGCCACAUCUCCUCUCCUCUUCUCCUCCAGCUCGGCGUCCCCCUCCCGCUCUCCGCCCUCACCCGCCUCCCACAAACACUCCUUCCUGGCCUACCUGGGACUGAUGGAGAGGGCCAAGACCGUUUGACCUCGCCCACCUCCUCUCCUCCUCCUCCUCCUCGCUCUUUCCCUCACUCCUCGGACGGUGGUGUGAAUGACACUUGACCGCUGCAGUGGGAGCGACGUCUUUUCCAAUCAGACCAGCAGAAUAAGCUGGACCAGACAAACAUAUUGAAGAAAAGAAAAAAAAAAACAUUUAUAAGAGAAAAAGGCUGUACAUGCUAAAAAUGCAU